CUAAGUUCCAUGUAUCUAGGGCUAGUUUAUCGUACAUUACUGAUCGGUCGUCGUCCCAACAAGUCAACAACGUUAAACAAAUCCAAUCCAAUAUAAAUAUAAAUUAUGGGAUAUAUAUCUAGCUAAUUAAUCAGAUAGAUUGAGAAGAGGAGUUAAAUUAACAAAAGAAUGCCAACAUUAACGAAAUUGUACACGAUGAAAGAAGCUUCAGAACAUAACUCACCCGGUGAUUGUUGGAUUGUUGUCGAUGGCAAGGUGUAUGAUGUGUCAUCGUAUCUGGACGAACAUCCCGGUGGAGAUGAUGUACUCCUUCAGGCUACUGGGAAAGACGCCACAGAUGAAUUUGAAGAUGCAGGGCAUAGCAAAACUGCCAGGGAACUCAUGGAGACUUUCUGUGUCGGGGAGUUGGACACAUCAAACAUUCCUCAACUUGAAGUUGUUGCAGAGAAACAAAAAAGUUACAUCCCUGACAAGCUCGUUGACCUUGGUAAGCAAUACUGGGUGGUUCCUGCAGCAGCUGUAGGCAUAGCGGUGGUUGUCACAUUCGUGUACUUGCGCAAGAAGUAGGAUUUUUUGCAUUCAGCCGAUUUUGAACCAUAAUACAGGCUUAGCAUUUGUCAUUGGAAAAUUUGUGAUUUGAGUAAAGAUAUAUGAAAUCUGCUGGGAUAUGAAUUUGCAGCACUUCUUGUGUCAUCAUGGCCAUUUGACAAUAUUAUUUUCGGUUUUGCCAAAGAAAAAUAAACAUGCCAUUGUCUCAA
Molecule: messenger RNA, 758 nt
Organism: Erigeron canadensis
Lineage: Eukaryota; Viridiplantae; Streptophyta; Magnoliopsida; Asterales; Asteraceae
Product: cytochrome b5
Exons: 3
Coding region: 169-567 (132 amino acids)
Cellular component (GO): membrane; intracellular membrane-bounded organelle
Molecular function (GO): heme binding
Source: RefSeq, a predicted model, not a curated record